Messenger RNA from Triticum aestivum (bread wheat), 1269 nucleotides. RefSeq names its product protease 2. The record is from RefSeq and is a predicted model, not a curated record. Lineage: Eukaryota; Viridiplantae; Streptophyta; Magnoliopsida; Poales; Poaceae. The transcript is spliced from 5 exons. Gene Ontology annotation, molecular function: serine-type peptidase activity. Gene Ontology annotation, biological process: proteolysis. The coding region runs from base 489 to 881 and encodes 130 amino acids. Gene Ontology annotation, cellular component: cytosol.
GGAACCAGCCUAAGGGUUUCCCCUCCACAGGCGGUCGCUGCCGCCGCCGCCACCACCGAGCCGAGGGGAGCCGCUGCAGCCGGCCAGGGGCGACGAGGCGCGGAGGAAGGUCGGAGCUGGAGCGCAGAGGAGCCAAACGCGGCAAUGAAUGGCCGGAACGGGGAGCGGCGAGCAGCCAAACCAUCAGCGGCCGGAGCGAUGAGGAGAGCCGGAGAGGACGCCGGAGCAGGGCAAGGGGAGGUCGCCGGAGAAGAGCGCCACGACGAGCGGGCCGUUCCCAGGUCAGACCGACCCGCCAACCCCAGGAGCGGCGCCGGCGGCCACCCAACCUCCGCAAGGCAGCGCCUUGGGCCCGAGGCGGACGAGCUCUCGUCGGCCGGUUCUGCGGCCGCCGUCGCGAGCCGGAGGCAGAACCUCCACUACGGGAGGCUGAGCCAGCGGCCGCGCUGGUCGGCGCCGCGAGAACAGGGGCACGGGGAGGGAGAGGGAUGCCGGGGCGGUCGGCGACCGGGGAAGCUUCGUCGUCCUCUGCGAGGUCCGCCUAUAGGAACCUUGGCUGCACCGCAGGGCAAGGCGGGGGAGCGCAACGCGGGCGAGCCCCGGCCGGCUCCCCCGCGUCGCCAGAGCUCACGGUGAAAGCACAAGAGUAUCCCCACAUUCUCGUCACGGCCGGCUUAAACGAUCCUUGCGUGAUGUACUCCGAACCUGCCAAGUUUGUGGCUAAGCUGAGGGAAUUGAAAAGGGAUGACAACCUUCUGCUAUUCAAGUGUGAAGUAGGUGCCGGACACAACUCAAAGUCUGGAAGGUUCGAGAAAUUGCGGGAGGACGCCUUUUCUUACACGUUUCUCCUCAAGGCACUGGGCAUGACAAAUACGGCUUGAUUGUGCCGGGCUAUCCGGCGUAUGAGGUCUAGUUAUAGUCAGUUCAUUUCGGGAUGUAAAACUUGACUUAACUCCACUGAUUACUUUUGCCUGGCAGUGGCAGUCUCGUAUUCAGGCUGACUCCUAUGAUUUGUUACGGGCCAUUUGAGUUCUGACGAGCAGUCCAUUUUUAGUACUCCCUCCGAUCCAUAUUAUUUGUCGUUAAAAUUAAUGUAUCUAGUAAAUACGUCUAGAUACAUUCAUUUCAGCGACAAGUAAUAUGAAUUGGAGGAAUAGCUUGAAAAGCAGCCCCACAUGAACUCACGGCCACUGUGUGCCACUGUCCUACUCCUUUCGUUUCAUAUUGUAGUGAUGAUGGACUUUUUGAAAAGUCAAACUUUAUAAACUA